AGUCGAACCCAAAAUUAGUGCAAUUCCAGGCCACCGACUGAGCAGAUCUACCAUCCGAGAUGCAGAUAAUCCAUAUAAUAACCCUCGGAUUGGGACUGAUAUUUACUGGCAUUCAAGCAGCUAUUAUACCCCUUACUCUGAUCAAAAGUGGAGUGGAAUCGAAUCAGGCGUUUCCCCUUAAUACGGAGAAAUUUGGUUACUUGGAGGUAAAACCGAAUGGUUCACUGAUUUUGAGAAGAGCUCCCAAUCAAAGUGGCAGCAACCUACAGAAUUUAAUAAUGCUUCGAGGAGUGCUUCAAGCUCUAAAGAUAAAUCCCUCAAAGAUUUCCGAGAAUGAUGGCGUAACCCGAUUGGAUUUCAAGAUCUACGGCGAUGGAGUGGAGCACAAGUUUCCGCCAAUUUUGGAGAACAUCAUCCAACGCAUUCAAACUUACUUUUCGGUCUAUCGCUAUACGGAUACCAGUAAACCUCUCCAGCGAAUUGAUUCCACUACCGAAAAGGCAGAGAAUUCUCAGGAGUUAACCACCUUGAAAUCGGAGGAUGAAGACGAUUUGAUAGUCGUGGGAGAACAGGAUGCCUACAUUACAGUGGGAGAAGAUGCGAAUUAAUCCUCGCCCUAUUUAUUAUUUUAUUUAUUCCAAUAUCUGUGUAAGUGAAUAAA
Molecule: messenger RNA, 661 nt
Organism: Drosophila ficusphila
Lineage: Eukaryota; Metazoa; Arthropoda; Insecta; Diptera; Drosophilidae
Exons: 1
Coding region: 60-608 (182 amino acids)
Source: RefSeq, a predicted model, not a curated record